AUGACAUCUGCGGGAGACGUGGACUGGUCGGAGAUGUGUUCCGAUGCCAUUCAAUUGAUUCUCGAAAUCUUAAGCUUUUCAGAUUUUCAUCGAGCAAGAACCGUUUGUUCAAAAUGGUACUCUGUUUCGAAAUCAUGCGUUGCAGGGUCACGGAAUAGGUCUCCAUGGCUGAUCCUUUUCCCGGAAAAGUCUUGCGUCUCGAAACCGUCCAAGAAGCUGUUCAAUAAGGUGUCUGACACAAAUUCUUGUAGGCUGUACAAUCCUGCAGAAGGAAAGACUUACAGGACACGAUAUCUCGGAGACAAAUUAUCCGAGAGCCGUUGCCUUGCGAGUUACGGUAACUGGAUACUUAUGCUGGAUCCGAGUCUCAAUUUCUACCUGUUAAACGUGUUUACCAUCGAGAGAAUCAAUCUUCCGUCUCUGUCACUCCGAUGUGAAGUGAGAUUCCAAAGAAAAGACGAUGGUGGGUUAUUCCUCGAACAAUCUUGGUUAGAUCGUGAGACGAUCAUCAACAGGUACAUCAAGACGGCUGUUUUGUGGGUUGAUGAGAAGACCAAGGAUUUUGUUGUUUGUUGGAUUUACAAUGAUCAGUACUUGUUCUCAUUCAAGAAAGGGGAUGAUUCUUGGUGGCACCUUGAAGGCACAAUGUGUUUAGCUAUGGCUUACAAGGACCAAAAGCUCUUUGUGUAUACCUAUGAUCAUCACAUCAAGAUUCUUGAUUACUCUGGUGACAUCCCGGAAGAGAUCACCGAAGCAAACCCGUAUUUGAAUCAUCCCUUUCGCUAUGAUCCGCAACUGUGGGAAUACGUUUGGAAGACGAGAUUAGCGAUCACGACUUCAGGAGAUAUUCUAAUCAUUUUGAGCUUAAAAAAAUGCUCUGGUAACGAAGUGGAACAUUUGUUCUAUAUCUUUAAGAUGAAUCCUCAAGCGGAAGAAUGGGAACGACUAGAUUCUUUGGGCAAAGAGAUGUUGCUUUUUGGUGAUGGGUUCACAUUGGCAUCAGCAGCAUCAGCUAAAGAAGAUAUUGAUGGAGGAGUCAUCUAUUUCCUUGCUGAUGAUGUUUGGCCGCCUCAGACCAAUCAAGACCCUCAAAGUAGUUCCGGUGCUUUUGAUCUUGCAACAACCAAAAUAAGAUGGACGCAACCUUACUAUUACUGGUCCAAAAUUCGCUGGUUUGUUCCAGGGAUCUGA
This is a messenger RNA of Capsella rubella, 1191 nucleotides long. RefSeq names its product putative F-box protein At2g33200. Gene Ontology annotation, molecular function: protein binding. The coding region runs from base 1 to 1191 and encodes 396 amino acids. The transcript has a single exon. The record is from RefSeq and is a predicted model, not a curated record. NCBI's taxonomy places the organism in Eukaryota, Viridiplantae, Streptophyta, Magnoliopsida, Brassicales, Brassicaceae.